Durusdinium trenchii is the source of this 3817-nucleotide messenger RNA. NCBI's taxonomy places the organism in Eukaryota, Dinophyceae, Suessiales, Symbiodiniaceae. The record is from the annotation of a GenBank genome assembly.
CCCCACUGAAAAACCAAACCACCGCGCGCCGAGCCGAGAGCGCGCGCCCACGCGGGAGCUCAUGGACGCCGUUUGGCAGACUUUCCAAAACUCCUUGGGAGCUGAUGGCUCCCUUACCCGGGCUGAGAUGCAAGGUGCCUUGCUACGCCUUGGCGUUAGCCAGCCAAGUGUGGAGCUGUUGCUGGAUACUGUACCUGCCACGCCUGAUGGAAGGCUGGACUUCCGUGCCUUCCUUCAGAGCCUGGACCAGGUGGAUCCACCGGCCGCGGAGGUGGCUGCGGCUGAGCCGCCGCCACCGGAAGGUGUCUACGACCUCCUAGUGCUGGGCUGCGGCCCCGCUGGCGUGACCGCCGCGCUGGAGGCCGCCAGCCGCGGCCUCCACGUGGCGGUGCUGGAGCCGCUGCGGAAGCCCACGGGGGCGCCCACGGGCGCCUACUCCAAGUGCAUCCGGGAGGCGGUGAUGGACAAAAAGUGGACCUGGCCGGAGAUCCACCAGAUGGUCCAGCAGAUUACCUUGAACGCGAAUCGGAACACCAUGCGGAUGUUGCGCGUGUUCCACGUGGAGGUGCUCCACGGCUCGGCGGAGUUUCUGGACGCCACCACCGUGCAGCUCAACCCCUCCGACGCGAAAGGAGCCGCGGAGCCGCGGCGGCUGUCGGCGAGUGCGGUGGUGGUGGCCACGGGCAGCCGCGCGAACCGGCUGCCGAUGAUCGACUUCGAGCUGCCGGGGGUCUUUGACUCAGAUACCAUCAGCCAGUUGGACUUUAUCCCCAAGUCCAUGGUGGUGCAAGGAGGUGGAAUCAUAGGUUUGGAGUACGCCAAUAUGUUCGCCAAGUUGGGUGCGAAAGUGGUGGUCGUGGAGUUCAUGGAGAAUAUCCUGCAAAUGUUAGACUGUGACCUCAAGGCGGCCUUGCUCACAGAUUUGGCCAGCAACAAGGUGGAGAUCCUCCUGAAGACUGGCAUCACUGGAGUGAAGUCCUUGGACGGUGGAGUGCGAGGGAAACCGUAUCUGGUGGUGGAGACCACCAACGGCAGCUUCCGCUGCGAAGCCUUGCUCUCUGCAGUGGGCCGCUGUGGGUCCACCGAUGGAUUGCAGCUGGAGCGGAUCGGCAUAAAGAUAGGUCGAGGAAAGAUGAUUCAAGUCGACGAGAAUCAGUACACCGGGGUGGGAAAGAUCUAUGCCGUAGGUGAUGUCGCAGGCGGCAACUUGGCGACCAUCGGUCAAGCACAGGCGGUGCGCGCGGUGCGGAAGAUGUUCGGCAGCGGGCAGUACACCCUCCAGGACAAGGCUGUGAAGCCCUACACUGUGUGGACGAUCCCGGAGAUCUCCUGGGCGGGGGUGAACCAACAGGAAGCCGAAGCACAAGGCCUCAACUUUGGUGUGGUCCAGGCCGACUACGGGAAGACAGUGCGCGGCAUCGUCACGGGGGAGUCGGGAUUCCUCAAGUUGAUCUUCGACAAAACCGAUGGCAAAGUGCUGGGCGUGCACAUCUGUGGUGCACAGGCAUCCGAGCUGAUUAAUUUCGGGGCGGACGCUGUGAAUCAUGGCACCACCAUCUUCGACAUUUUGCAGUUCGUCUUCCCAGCCGUGACCUUUCACACGCUCUACGGCUGGGCAGCUGCCGAGGCGAAGAUCAAGUUCUCCGGCGUCAAAAGCCUCAGCGGCGGCGCGGGUUGGAGCCGUCUCCGCAGGACUAUCAUCCGACACUUGGAGCGGACCAACUCGGAGCUCACCUUCGAGGAGGCGGUCUGCCAAGCUUUCUUGGCCUUCGACACAGACAGCAGUGGCUUUUUGGACAAUCAGCAGCUUAAGGAAGCCAUGAAGAGCUUGGGCGUCGACAUGGACGACGAGGCCAUCCAAGAGAUGAUGAACGAGGCCGAUGAGAGUGCGGAUGGGGUGGUCGACUACGGAGAGUUUCUGGCGGCGUGCAAAGUACACGGCUCUGACAAGACGUUGCAGCGCGGCAACACUGGGACGUUGAACCUGCGCCUGCCGAGCAAGGUGAAGCAUCAGACCUAUGACCUGGUGGUCUUAGGUUGCGGCCCCGCGGGCCUCAAGGCAGCUCUGGAAGCCGCCGGCCGUGGACUGCGGGUCGCCUUGAUCGAGCCCAAGGAGCAUUUGACGGCAGCACCCACGGGCGCGCAUUCGAAGUGCAUGCGUGAGUCUGUGAUGGAGAACAAGGUGACCUGGCCGGAGAUCCGCACCUUGAUCGAGCGCGUGGUGCGGGACGCGGAGGCCAACGCCGCGCGGCUUCUGAGGACCUUCCAUGUGUCUGUCCUGCGUGGCUCUGGCAGCUUUGCCGAUGAGUCCACGAUCCGCUUCACCGACGAGGGCGGCAACUCUCAGAUCUUGAAGACCACGGGCACCGUGAUCGCCACAGGGUCCAAGGCGAAUCGCUUGCCGAUGGUGCCCUUUGACCUCCCAGGUGUGUAUGAUUCGGACACGCUGGCGGAGAUCGAUUACAUCCCCAAGAAUAUGGUGAUUCAGGGUGGUGGCAUCAUAGGCUUGGAGUAUGCCAACAUCUUUGCGAAGAUGGGAGCCCAGGUGGUGGUGGUGGAGUUCACGGACAAGGUGCUUCAGAUGGUGGACUGUGAUCUACAAGCUGCCCUUCUUGCAGAGCUGGCGAACAACAAGGUGGAGUUGAAGUUGAAAACUGCCAUCAAGACCAUCAAGAAGGGUGAAGGAGGCACUCGCGGACAUCCAGUGCUCAUCGUGGACCUCUACGACAGCCAGAUCCACUGCGACUGCUUCCUGUCGGCCACCGGCCGCUGCGGACAGGUGGAUGACCUGAACCUGGAGGCCUUAGGAGUGAAGUUGGGUCGUGGAAGGAUGAUCCAGGUGGACGAGAAUCAGCACACGGGCGUGGGCCACAUCUAUGCCGUGGGCGACUGCGCCGGCGGGAACCUGGCGACGGUGGGGCAAGCGCAGGCGGUGCGCGCCGUCAGGAAGCUGUUCGGCAGUGGCAUCUACACGUUGAAGGAUAAGGAGGCCAAGCCUUACAUCGUUUGGACUAUUCCAGAGGUGGCGUGGGUGGGUCUCAAUGAGCAAGAGGCCCAGGCAAAGGACUUGGACUUCGGUGUGGUGCGUGUGGAGUAUCACCGGGCGGUGCGUGGCAUCGUAAGCGGUGAGGAAGGCUUCUUGAAGAUGAUCUAUGAUCGGCCACAGGGACGAGUGUUGGGUGUUCACAUCUGCGGAGUCCAGGCUGGUGAGCUGAUCAACUUCGGAGCCGAUGCCAUCAACAACCAGACCACCAUCUUCGACAUGCUCCAGUUCGUCUUCCCAGCCGUGACGUACCACGUGCUCUACAACGCCGCGGCUGCGGAGGCGAAGCUUCGCAUGGCCGGGGUCAAGGACCUGAGCGCCGCGGCCUCCUGGGCACGGGUGAAGACGGCCAUCCUCAAAAGGCUUGAGGGCACUGCCAUCACCUUCGAAGAGGGCGUGAAGGGCACCAUGCGGAAGUUCGACGCUCGGGGGAAGCUUCGUCUCUACCCGGAGGAGAUGAAGGCGCUCAUGGAGAGCUUGGGGCUUCAACUUUCUCAGGAACAGCUGGAGGCGAUGAUCAAAGAGGCCGACUUGCAGCAGAGGGGCUUCGUGGACUAUCCGGACUUCGUGGCCGUCUGCAACACCUGUGGCAUGGGCCCCGUGAAGAAGUGCUGAGGGCUCCGCACCGGGUCCGCGCGGUGUGCCGCGGUGUGCGCCGCGGUGCGCGGCCGAGGCGGUGCGCCCCGUUGGGUCACCCCGACCAUGUCUCCAGGGAGAGACCAAAGAGGUCGUUGCGGGGGUCCAGUCCAAAGAGGGUUCAAGGAAGUUAGCCCC